Messenger RNA from Pseudogymnoascus destructans, 252 nucleotides. RefSeq lists its product as uncharacterized. Bases 1 to 252 code for a protein of 83 amino acids. The transcript has 3 exons. Gene Ontology annotation, molecular function: hydrolase activity. Lineage: Eukaryota; Fungi; Ascomycota; Leotiomycetes; Thelebolales; Thelebolaceae. The record is from RefSeq and is a predicted model, not a curated record.
AUGGCCUGCUGCACCCUCCCCUCCAUCCACCCCCACACCCAGGAGGAUGAUAUUCUGCCCGAGGAGAAGAGGAAGGCUACGGAGGAUAGGUUGAAGGAAGGUGGGGUGAUGUGGAUGUGUACCACGUAUGCGGGCACUCUCCAUGGCUUCAGCGUGCGCGGUGAUCUCAGCGAUCCAGUUGUCAAAUUUGCGAGGGAUAGCGCGUUAGACGGGGCAGUGAAGUGGUUCAAUGAGUAUCUUCCCUCUUCUUAA